AUGGACUACCUCCUGCGCCGGCAACCUUUCAACGCAAGUGACCCGUACGACUACACUUGGGCAGGCCACGUUUCGAAUCCUGGGAUGCUGGUUCUCAGCAUGACUUUCCUCAAGCUGUUCCUGGAAUUUCUGGUCAUAAUCAAGCGGAUGAGAGAGGAUCGCCUGCUAUAUUUCCGAAGCAACUGGGUUCACUACACAAUCAUCGCCAGCUUGCGAACACUGCUCAUGGCGUUUUCCAUGAUGAUGACGUUGAUAUUCUACCAAUUUUCGUUCGGAGGAUCAGCUGGUGCAAAGGCGCUCGCGGCUAUCUUCUUCCUCCUGUUCCUACUCGGAACCGGCGGACUAGCGACCUAUGCUUGCCACCUGCGACUCAGAUCUGGUCAAUGUGCUGUACGGAAAGACCGCCUUUUGCUCAUGCGCGACAACUGGUUGAAGGUAGUACCAUUGAUCUGCUUUGUUCGGUUGAGCACCUUGAAAGAAGCAGAGCUUCCGGGAAGGCAGAUCGGAUCGUUACCGUUCAUCCGGGUUCUCUACCACGAUGACGAUCUUGGCCGUGCUACUGUGCACGAAGACCAUGCCUACGUCAAGAGAUUCGGCUGGCUGUCAGCUCGUUACCGACGCACAAGAUGGUGGUUCUUCGGAUGCAGCCUCCUAUACCAUCUCGUCCGUUCCGUCUUCAUUGGCGGAGCAGUGGCGUCGCCUGAGGCACAAGUGUAUGGACUACUCAUCUUCGAGAUCAUCGCACUCUUGGUGUUUGCGAAACUUCGCCCUUUCGAAGGCCGACGGAACAUGGCGCUGGCUGUCUGGAUGCUGGGAAUGAGCAAGAUCCUGACCACAGGCCUCUCAGUUGCUUUUCUGCCGACAAUGAGAGCAAACCGCAUUCUUGCUACAGCAAUCGGAAUGGUGAUAAUUCUUUCACAAGGCCUCUUAGUCAUUGGACUCAAGAUAUUGGUGGCUAUUGGGGCCAUGUCUUCAUAUAUGUCGCUGACACGCAACAAAGAUGAAUUCAGGCCCGAAGCGCUCGAGUCCACCAGAUUGCAAUACUUUGAGCACUUGCAGACCACGGCAGCUGACGUUUAUCUUUCCAAAGAGCAAAGGGAGUGGCAGAACAAACUUCAGGAAGCCGAAAAGAACAUACCGCCAAUCCAGCCCUCCUUCUCUGUGAUGUCUGUCAGACGGGUGUCAAAGAUCGAGGACGAGGACGAGAAUGAGGAUAGUUUUGGAGCUCUGGAAGCAUCCCUGGACGGAGCCCUGGCUGCUGACCCGAACCGCCCCAGAAUUCCCGGGGCCGUCAUCAAGUCCCGAGGCAAGGAGGGAGGGGCCGAGUGGGCGGGCCAGGGCCGCGGGAAGACCAGCCGCGACGUUGAUGAUGCCGCGUUGAGCUCCAACCCCACCUACGUGGCAUGUCCGUACCAAGGCGGCUACGGCUAUCAGUCCGGCCUUCCAGAACUAUACGCCGCUAGGUUGGUCGCCUUCCACAGGCGAAAGAUCACCCCAGAGUUGCUGGACCUGACCAUCGACAACAUCACGCCCAACACAAUUAGGAUCAACAAUCAGGGCGAAAAUGAACGGCUUAAGUACCUCCUGGACAGACUCGUCACUCACCUGCACGACUUUGCGCGCGAGACCCGCCUCAGCACCGACGAGUGGAUGACGGCGUUGUUGUUCCUGACAAAGGCCGGCCAGAUUUGCAGUGACGUCCGGCAAGAAUUUAUCCUCCUCUCCGAUAUCCUUGGCCUGUCCCUCCUUAUCGACAGUAUAAAUCACCCCAAGCCGCCCAACGCCACAGAGGGCUCCCUCCUGGGGCCCUUCCACACGCACGACGCGCCGACCCUGCCCAAUGGCGCGCGCAUGGCCAGCGACCCGGAGGGCGAGCCCAUGCUUGCGAUCUGCACCGUCAAAGACACCGAAGGCAAUCCCGUGGCCGGCGUCAAGAUCGACAUCUGGGAGACUGACAGCAGCGGGCACUACGACGUGCAGCACUCGGACCGCGGCGAGCCGAGCGAGCGGUGCAUCCUCGUGAGCGACGAGCAGGGGCGCUUCUGGUUCAAAGGAAUCAAGCCCGUCAGCUACCCCAUCCCACAUGACGGGCCCGUUGGCAAGCUGCUGGUGCUGCUGGGAAGGCACUGUUACAGGCCGGCACAUGUGCAUUUCAUGUUUGAAAAGCCGGGUUGGGAUCACUUUAUCACGGCACUAUACCUCCGCGGCGACCCGUAUGAGAAAUCCGACGCCGUCUUCGGCGUGAAGAAGAGUCUGGUGAUCGAUCUCGACAAGGUGGACAAGAAGACGGCGGAGGAGUAUGACGUGCCGGAGGGAACCUGGUUGCUGAGGAAGGACUUCGUGAUCAUUACCGAGAAGGAGAGCCUGGCACUGAGAGACGAAUUGUCAACAAAGGCGCUCAAGGACCAGGGAUUGAAGAUGAAGCUGGUUGACCAUUUGCCAGUCCCGGAUGUAGACUGA
This is a messenger RNA of Diaporthe citri, 2460 nucleotides long. RefSeq lists its product as uncharacterized. Gene Ontology annotation, biological process: catechol-containing compound metabolic process. Bases 1 to 2460 code for a protein of 819 amino acids. Gene Ontology annotation, molecular function: catechol 1,2-dioxygenase activity; ferric iron binding. The record is from RefSeq and is a predicted model, not a curated record. The transcript is spliced from 7 exons. NCBI's taxonomy places the organism in Eukaryota, Fungi, Ascomycota, Sordariomycetes, Diaporthales, Diaporthaceae.